This is a messenger RNA of Fraxinus pennsylvanica, 372 nucleotides long. The record is from the annotation of a GenBank genome assembly. Lineage: Eukaryota; Viridiplantae; Streptophyta; Magnoliopsida; Lamiales; Oleaceae.
AUGGACGUGAAAAAGGUUUUGGUUGACACUUUCUUUGGCCAUCUUGAAGAGGGAGUAUACAACCCGUCUAUUCAAAGUAGUCUCUAUUACAUGGCGAAGGCAGUUCUUGGCAGGUCACGAUGCUUUUUCAACAUUUGUGGAAUGCUUUACUUGAUUCUAGUUUAUGUUGCUCAACUUUUGAUUCGUCAUUCUAGGUUUCCUGAUAUAUCAUCAGUUCAGUUAAAAAUGCCAAAUAUUCACUUUCUACCAGUCAGUUUAUCAAGCAAGGACAAUCCAGUUAUUUUUAAGUUUGAAGAUGACGUAUAUUUAUCGACAGAUGAACCACAUGGAUCGAUUGAAGCCAGCUUGACCCGUAUGCCGUCAAAGAUGUGA